AUGAUGGAUGAUGGAGAUGAUGUGGAUGAUUGGGGUGAUGGGGGUGAAGGGGGUGAUGGAGAUGAUGGAGAUGAUGGCGGUGAUAGGGAUUAUGGGGACGAUGGGGAUGAUGGGGAUGAUGGGGAUGAUGGAUAUGAUGGGGGUGAUGGGGAUGAUAGGGAUGAUGGGGUUGAUGGGGAUAAAGAGGGUAAUGGGGGUGAUGUGGAUGAUGGGGAUUACGGAGAUGAUGGAGAUGAUGGAGAUGAUGGGGGUGAUGGGGAUGAAGGGGCUCAUGGAGAUGAUGGGGAUUAUGGAGAUGGUGGAGAUGAUGGGGAUGAAGGGGGUAAUGGGGGUGAUGGAGAUGAUGGGGAUGACGGGGGUGAUGGGGAUGAUGGGGAUGAUGGAGGAGAUGUGGAUGAUUGGGGUGAUGGGGAUGAUGGAGAUGAUGGAGAUGGGAUGAUAGGGGUGAUGGGGAUGAAGAGGGUGAUGGGGAUGAAGGGGGUGAUGGAGAUGAUGGAAAUGAUUGGUGUGAUGGGGAUGAUGGAGAUGAUGGGGAUGAAGGGGGUGAUGGGGAUGAUGGGUGUAAUGGGGAUGAUGGAGAUGAUGGAGAUGAUGGAUUUGAUGGGGAUGAUGGGGAUGAUGGGGGGUGAUGUGGAUGUUGGGGGUGAUGGGGAUAAAGGGGGGAUGAUGGAUGAUGGAUAUGAUGGGUGUGAUGGAGAUGAUGGGGAUGAGGGGGGUGAUGUGGAUGAUGGAGACGAUGGGGAUGAUGGGGAUGAUGGGAUGAUG
This is a messenger RNA of Danaus chrysippus (African queen), 765 nucleotides long. NCBI's taxonomy places the organism in Eukaryota, Metazoa, Arthropoda, Insecta, Lepidoptera, Nymphalidae. The record is from the annotation of a GenBank genome assembly.